ACAUUUGAAGGCAUGUGAUCACGCGCAUAACUAUCUAACACAAUUAUCGUAUUAUUUAUUAUUAUCUGUUUUAUGGAUAUGUAUACUCGGAAUUGUGGGUGGUUAAAUCUGUGACCUAAUCGCGAGCGUUAAAUAACGUUGAAAAAAUGGAUAGACAAAAUGGUGAACACACAGAAUGCUUCAAGCAACGGUUAGAACAUAGCUGUCCAGGUCGUGUAAAGAUUCUUAAAGAACUGAUCUCACAAGAUGUUCCAGUGAACAACGGGGAAGCCUUGCUGUAUAUGAGUGCAUACAGCAAGUAUCAGAUUGCGCUGCCAAGUAGUAAAUUGUUCCCCAGAAGCUUCCACGAUGCCAUGCUUGAGGCGUUAGUAGACCGUGACAUGCUCGACGAUCUGGAACAGGAGCGGAUCAUCAACUGGUGUAGAACAACUAAGAAGUUGUAUCCGCUGAAAACAACAGGUGAUGGCAACUGCUUACUGCAUGCAGUAUCACAAGCCAUGUGGGGAAUGGAGGACUCAAACAGCUGGUUGAGACGACUUCUCUACCUAAACAUUGCAAUGGAUCCUGGUCGACAGUUCAACAAAAGAUGGCUGUUUAACGAACGCGUAGAUUUCGGUGCAUCCCAAGUUGAGUUCAGGUUGAACACUGAGGAACACAAUUUGGAAUGGGAGAAAGUGAAGAAAGGGACAGAUGACUCAGAGUCAUCCCACGGCCUCCCCUAUGAGACACUAGAGGCCAUCCACCUGUAUGUUGCCGCAAACACCCUUCGACGAGCUAUCAUCGUGCUUGCGGACACCAGGGCAAGGAACGUAUUCAACCAGGAGAUUCAGGAGAGUCACAUUGGCGGGAUUUAUCUCCCUUUGGGAGUUCCACCGUCUCACUGUCAUAAAAGCCCACUUGUUUUGGCCUAUCAUCGGAACCAUUUUGCGCCACUCGUGUUUGAGAAGGCGUCAGAUUCAGAUGACCUUUACCAGGGUGUUGCCAUCGUCUCCAAGGACAUUAGUAUGUUGCCAUGUAGAUUCUUGUUACCCGGAGAGCAGAAUCGAGUCGAGCAGUUCCUGAAAGAGUAUUUGAACGUGAGGACUGUCGUUACUAACGGCAUAGAAAUCCCUGUUACAGUUCUGAACCAUACUCCAUUGCCGGAACAGGUAAAUCUUGUGGAUUCUUACGGGCAGGACUGCAGAGAGAUCUACCAGCGUAUCCUGAAUCCUCAACCACCACCAAACGUUGCAGUGCACCCAUUUCAAUUCCAGUAUCAAACUAAUCGACAAGGUCAGAAUGUGGUAAACAUAAUUCCAGCGGGAGGUUUGAACCUUCCGCAGGAUUUUGGCAUGGCCAACCAGUUGGGGCCUUUCAUGAGACAACAAGAACUGGAACGAUGCUGUACCCAUGGCUGCGUAUACUUAGCUGACCCUUCUCUGAAUGGUCUAUGCUCUAAGUGUUUCAAGGAUUUCACCAUCCAGUAUGCUAAACAAGAGGAGAUUAAACGGAAGAUAGAGGCAGGUCUUUUGCCAGAACUGGAGAGGCCUAUGUACUGGGGCGUUCAGGGACCCCCAGUUAGACAUGAACCAUAUGAGGAUAUUUCAAUGGUGAACGAAAACUGCCAAGGUGGCUGUGGUUUCUUUUGCUCCAAAAACACGUACCCUUUCUGCCAUGAGUGCUACCCAAAAUUUGUAGGAACUUUGAAUGCCCAAGGACAUUACCAGAUAACCACAAAUCCUGUUGCUGAAAAUGAGGCUGCAGUUGGGAACUCGCCACACGGUCUUGACCCAGAGUUCUUUUCGCUGAUGCCAGAUAGGUGUGCGUCUCCACAUUGUCAGUUCAGAUGCUCUAAGGCCACUGCUCCCUAUUGUCACGAGUGCUAUGAAAGGAACCGCCCACCGGUUUUAGCUCCGCCCACUGCUCCCCCACUCUCCGGACCCUUAGUUCCAAAUACUGGCCCUUUGGUACCAAAUAUUGGCCCCUUCGGUUUGAAAUCUGGUCCCUUUGUUUCAAACGCAAGCCGUCUGGUUCAGAACCCAGGCAAUGUUCAUAGAACUGCAAGUCAACAUGGUGAAGAUAUGGAGGAGACACAAGUGGUGUCUUUGAAAGAUAGAAACAUGAGGCCGUUCAGUCAGGUUAAGCAAUUAGAACAAUCCACUCAUGCAGUAGCAUCUACAAGUCAAAUGGGUGCAGUGUAUGGUGAUACAGACAAAGUUUGUAAGACCCAAAACUGUAAUAAAAAAGCUGAGAUAGCUAACAAUGGAUACUGCGACAAAUGUUACGAACUGAAUUACUUUCCAGCGCAUGGAAGACCGAUUGAUUUCUGUCAAUCGAAAUGUUCCGGAACGUUUUGCCCCAACAUGGCGCACACAAACGGUCAGUGUUCAAACUGCUUCCUUAAUAGACCCCAGCCAGGUUUGAAUAUAGUUCAACCUCCCGAACUGAAGAUCCUGAACAGCGAAUCGCAGUCACGUUCAAAUUCUCUGCCACCAAGCUUACGGUCCUUACCUGCUGAACACGAUGAGAGAGAAGAGCAUCGAAAUUCAGCACCAACUGCACUGGAACUACAGGAGAGUAAGUUGGCAAAGUAUGACCACAGAAAGCGUAUCUGCUCUACACCGGGUUGUCAAGGGUUACGGGAUCCAGGUAACACGCAUGACUUGUGUUAUCAAUGCAACGAGCUAGCUAAUGAACGAAAUACUCCAAUGUGGAGUCCGUUAGAUGAGAACCAACUGGAAGUCUCGAGUCCGUUAGAAGAGAAUCAGCUAGAGGUCUCUUGCACGCCGGUGCAGUUGACGAAAGAACAAGAAAGGGAGCUUAAUCCAAUCAACCUGAGCUCUAAGGACAAGGUCAAGUGUUUGUACCCUGCCUGCAAAAAUAUGAUCUACCCUCCUCGGAAACUUUGUUCAGAAUGUACGGAAGACAUUGAGAAGGCGAAGAGCAUUAAAAGCAGAAAUCUUAGCAGAAAUCUGGCAUUGCAAACUUCAGAAAAUGGUGAUAUUCAGAGAUGUAAGACCGCUGGAUGUGCGUUCUAUGCAGCCCCCCAGUUUGGAGGACUGUGCUCUUCAUGCCAUAAGGGAACCACAAGCAGUAAUCGAAAGCACAUGACUGAAGUUCUGCAACAGACUCCAAAGGAAGUACCAAAGGCCCGCCCUUUCACAGAAUCAUUAAGCCGUGCACAAAGGUGUGUCCAGAAAGGAUGCGAACGUUACGGCGAUCCAAAGCAGGAAAACCGGUGCUCGCAACAUUAUCUGGAAGCGAAGGCACGAUUUCCUCCGGAUUUCACGCAAGAAAAACUUCAGGAGCUCCAUAAAAUACAGAAGGCAAGUGGAGCUGCUCAGCUGGGGUUGUCAGUUCAUGCUGGUUACCAGGCAACCAGGCCACCUGUACAUGCACAGACUACUGAAGGAUAUGCGGACGAAUUCCAGAAUGCAUAUGCAAGGGUGGAAAAUAGUAGGAAGAUUAAUAAAAAGUGUGCAAAUUUUACAUUGACAGGGUGUGAUAAUUUUGGCAAUCCAGCAAAUGAAGGGUAUUGUAAUUCUUGUGCGAAGAAUGGGAAACUUUUCAUGCGAUCUUAAAUGUAUGGAUAUGUGACAGUAGAACAAUUAAUUUAUUAAAAAAACAAGUCACACAGUUUAAAGCUGGAAUUCAUUCAAAUUGUGUGUAAAGUGUAAAAUACAUGCUUAUUAAUAAGUGCACAUAUAUUUUAUGUGUGGUGUUUGUAUAGACGGCGGGAUGUUAUGUAAAUAUCAACAUUGUUACAUCUAAAGAUGUUUUAGUAUUUUGUGAUACUAAAUUGUGAUGUCCAUGAAGACCGUAACCAGAAAUGUAUAUAUGUUGAACUUAUUUAUAUAUCAUUUUGCUUAUUUCAUUUUCAUAAGUUUAAUUAAUUGUACUGUCAAUAUUUAUAGUACAGAUGUAUGAACAUGUAUCACCUUGUAGGAUGGUUUCUUUGAUAAAAUGACACAUGUACUGUGUUUGCGGCAAGUACAGCCGUUAAAAAAUGAAAAUGUAUAUUUAUUGUUAAGAUUUUCUUUUUAAAGUUCGAAAUGUUUAUGUGUUUUGUUUUCUACUUUACAUUUAAAAAAGUUAUAAGGUGCCACAGACUAAACUAUCCCAUACUUUUUUUAUAUGGAAUACAAAUUUAUUAAUAGAAAAAUCACUCAGCUUCACAACCAUGUACUCUUUUUUUCCUUUCAAAAAUAUCAGGAUUGUUUAGUUUGGGUUGCGUUAUAGCUUUUGCCUUGUAUAUAUUUAUUUAUUUUUUGUUUUAUUAUUUAUAUCAUUGUUUUUUUAUUUACAAGUUAAAGAGUGACAUGCACAAUUAUGUCAGAAAUGUUCACAUUUUGAAUUGAUUAUUGACCAAGUUAUAACAUAACUCAAAAGUAGUGAAACGUCUAUUGUGAGUUGUUUGUCUUAUAAAACAAAGAUGAGUGCCAUACGUUUUGCAAUAUAGUUUUGAGUAUGAGUAAUGUUUCAAAACUUUAAAGAUGGUCUUGAUAACUAUUUGUAACAAGUGGGAAAAAUCAAUAUUUGUGUUUAUGAGUGAAUUUAUAAGAGAUUUCUUUAAUCCUGAAUAGGAUUUACUAAUUUAAUUAACACAUUUGUUAAUGGUCAGUGUCAAUAGUCAGUAUCUUAUUAUAGCUUUUCAUCCUCUAAUGUUGUCUCCUUUGUUAUGAUUAUUUUUUACAAUUGUUGCUUUUGUUGUUGUUGUUAUAGCGGUGGAUUUAAAGUUAUAUAUCACAUGUAUAUCAAAAGUUGUUACAAAAUGUAAUCAUUUGUUCUUUUUCUGCGCUAACAUGUGAAACGUUGUAUUACGUGAACAAGCCUACAGCAUUCAAUAUCUUCACCAAAGCAUGCCAUAAUUGCACCAAGGACUGGUUUUACCCAGAAACAUUUUUCCUAAUAACAAGGAAAAUAAUAUAAGAAGAAAAUGAUAAUUAUUUCUAGAUGCGCAGCAGAAAUACACUGCACGAGAUCAAUCUUCCAAAUAGAAGUUUUGUUUUAAAUACUUCAAACACGUUUGUUCUGCUAUAUGUAAAUUGCCCAUAUGCAAAAUAUUCUUUUAAAUACAUGUUUGUAUCAUAUAUGUUUUCAAAUAUAUGUUUAGUGAGUUCUAUAUAUUUGUUUUGUUUACCAACUCUGUAAAUAGAGAAGUUCAAUGUAUUUGUUGUUAAUUUAGAAUGAUUGAAACAUAAACAAUUAUAAAUACUUUUAUGUAAAAUUGUUGAUAACUCAUUUACUUAUAUUGUUUGUAUGAUCACAGAACUGCGUCAUGUGAUAUUUAAUGUUAUUUUAGGAAAAGUUUCUAUGUACGAGGUGUAAAAGACUGUAAGGUACCAAGUGACAUAGGGACGGAUCCAGGUGUACCUGGGCGUGGAGGGAAUGUUAAAGUGAAGUGACAUCCUAACAGUCAUUAUGCCGAUCAUUCGUUCGAUCGUUCUUUCAUGUAUGCAUGCAUGAGUUGACAAUGAACCAACUAUCAUUUUCUUAUCUUUAAACAUAUAUUUGCAUAAUUGAACUAUUCUAUAUGAAAACUAGGUACCCGGUAGUUCCGAAUAUAAUUGUUUAGGUGAGCAAUAUGAAUUGAAUAUAAAUUAGUUGGGCCGAUUGCGUUCGUUUACAAAUAAUACGCUUCAUGGUAUUUGUACAUGUGAGCAAGUGUAUGUGAAAUAAGAUAAGCGUUAUGACAUAUUCAUUUGUGUUAAACAUGGGUGCCUAUGCCAGUUGACCUGGAACUUAACAUUUGUAUGGCGACACUAAAAUACUUUUCUAUUUUUCAAUCAAGGAUGCCCUCUGGUACACCAUAGGACAUAAUUACCCCCGCCUGGCCCCCACCCCGGUAACCCGAGGGCAGUAUUCCCCCGGAAACACAUCCCACAUGGUAAACCCGAGUACAGUAUUUCCCCGGACACCCCCUUGUGACACCCGAUGACAGUAUUCCCCCAGACACACAAACACACAUCCUGGUAAACCCGAGGACAGUAUUCCCCCGUAUCCCCCCCCCCAUGAUACACCCUAGGACAGUAUUCCGCCGAAUAUUUACCCCGUGGUACACCCGAGGACAGUAUUCCCCCAGACCCCUCCCCCCUGGUACACCCGAGGACAGUAUUCUCCCGGACACUCCCGCCCCUGGUACACCCGAGGACAGUAUUCCCCCGGACCCUCCCCCCCCCUGGUACACCCGAGGACAGUUUUCCCCCGGACAUUUUCCCCUUUGUAAACCCGAGGACAGUAUUCCGCCGGACAUUGCCUCCCUUGGUACACCCGAUGACUGUAUUCUCACGGACAUUACCUCUCUUGGUACACCAAAGGACAUAAUCCCCUACCCCCCCACCCGCCUGGACCAAUCGGUAAAAUGUUACACCUAUAAUAUGGAUUUGAUUAUUUGGUGUGAAAGUUUGUCUGAUACUGUUUACAAGCCGCGACUGUUAAAAGACUUCCCGAUGAAAAGAAGUAUAAUGGUGUUGGACACUGUAAGGAAUUGUACAUAAUUAAAUCGUAACACAAUGUGAUAUGGGUGAGCCUUAUUCUAAGAAGACCCAAACCCAGUUUGCAAUAGAAAUAAAUAUAUUGAUGAAAUAUGUUACCGGUAUUAUUUUACAAUAAACCAAGGGGCGGGGGUGGGGGCUUUUGUCCGGAGGGUGAUAUUACAUCCAAGGGUACCUUGCCCGUACAUCUGGAGCCCUGGUUGUUACUGUCUGGGUUCUUACUCAAAUUAUAUAUCGUGCUUUUUAUGUAUCGGUGUUUAAUCAUCAAUUAACACAGCUAUCAUUUGGUUUGAAAUGGGAGUUUUAAGGUAUCAUUGUUGUAUGUGAUAUAUUGUUCAUCAUGGAAAUAUGUAUACACAUGUCAUGUACUGGUGAUACAUUUGCGUAUAUUUUCCCUAAAGACGCAAAAGUAUGUGUAGGUUGGUUUAUAAGGUUUGUUUAUUUGUAAUGAUUGUUAUAUUCUGAAUGAUGUGUUUAUAGUAUUAAACCAUUUUAACACGUUCACCGAAAACAAUAACAUGUUUUUAUACUUUACUUUACACACAUUUCAUGCGGUGAAUA
Messenger RNA from Dreissena polymorpha, 7034 nucleotides. Its product is annotated as tumor necrosis factor alpha-induced protein 3-like. Gene Ontology annotation, molecular function: DNA binding; zinc ion binding. The coding region runs from base 147 to 3560 and encodes 1137 amino acids. NCBI's taxonomy places the organism in Eukaryota, Metazoa, Mollusca, Bivalvia, Myida, Dreissenidae. The transcript has 7 exons. The record is from RefSeq and is a predicted model, not a curated record.